This is a messenger RNA of Bombina bombina (fire-bellied toad), 762 nucleotides long. Its product is annotated as pulmonary surfactant-associated protein D-like. The transcript has 4 exons. The record is from RefSeq and is a predicted model, not a curated record. Lineage: Eukaryota; Metazoa; Chordata; Amphibia; Anura; Bombinatoridae. Bases 1 to 762 code for a protein of 253 amino acids. Gene Ontology annotation, cellular component: rough endoplasmic reticulum; multivesicular body. Gene Ontology annotation, biological process: positive regulation of phagocytosis; surfactant homeostasis.
AUGCAACUUUUACAAACUCUUGGUGCUCUCUUGUUGGCCAUUUCAUUGGUAGCAACAAAUACGGAAAUAUGCCAAAAUCCAGAGAGAACCAGCUGCGCUCUCAUAACCUGUUCACCUGGGAAGGACGGAUUACCAGGAAAAGAAGGGAUGGAGGGACCCAAAGGAGAAAAAGGAGAGAGAGGACCACAAGGACCAAUUGGUCUACAGGGACCUCAAGGGAUUUCUGGACCACCAGGAUCAAGAGGAGAACAGGGACCACAAGGUCAAAGAGGAGAGAAGGGUGACAGUGGAGCUCCAGCACUUGAAGCUCUCAAAAUCCAAGUUACUUCAUUGGAGAGAAGGCUGACCAGUUUACAGGCAACCGUAGAUGUACAGAAGAAAGCACUACUGUUCUCAAGAGGAACAAAUGCUGCAGACAAACUCUUUGUUACAAAUGAUGUGGAAGACAACUAUAAUACAGCAAAAUCAACUUGCGUAAAGGCUGGGGGUCAGCUGGCCUCACCACAAAAUGCUAAUGAGAAUCAAGCUGUGGCAGCAAUUUUGUCACAAUACGACAAGUCAGCAUACCUGGGUAUAAAUGAUAUACAGACAGAAGGCAGCUUUAGGUACCCAAAUGGGGAAAUUGUUUCCUAUAUUAACUGGGAUAAUCGUGAACCCAACAAUGACCAUGGAGUAGAAGACUGUGUGGAAAUGUAUAAAAAUGGAAAAUGGAAUGAUAAGAAUUGCAAUGAAAAACGUCUGAUAAUAUGUGAAUUUAGAUAA